Messenger RNA from Apus apus (common swift), 1948 nucleotides. RefSeq names its product homeobox B8 (gene HOXB8). The record is from RefSeq and is a predicted model, not a curated record. Gene Ontology annotation, biological process: regulation of transcription by RNA polymerase II. Bases 1232 to 1828 code for a protein of 198 amino acids. Gene Ontology annotation, cellular component: nucleus. Lineage: Eukaryota; Metazoa; Chordata; Aves; Apodiformes; Apodidae. The transcript has 3 exons. Gene Ontology annotation, molecular function: RNA polymerase II transcription regulatory region sequence-specific DNA binding; DNA-binding transcription factor activity, RNA polymerase II-specific.
UCUAACCCGGACACAGUUUUCCCUGCUUUCAUUUUCUCCAUGGAAAACCGGACGGCAAAAAUCAACUGGCCACAACAAAUCUGGCCCAAACCUCCCCCCCAAAAAAAAAAAACCCAACACCCUCACUGUCUUUCUUUAUCCACGCAAGGACAAUGAUUCUCCAUAACAUUCCCAACACCCCGGUGCACACACACACACACACUCUCUCAAACACACUCAGACUCACACGUUGGGGUGGCCAAGGAACCAGACGAUUUAAUUAAACUACUGCAAGACAGAUACAAUCGUAAGACUCGCUGUUAAUUGCACCCAACAAAUCAUUUUCAAUUCGCCAACUUUAUACCGGGGCAGUCGGUUAAUGACAGCCCAACUCCCAACCGCGCUGGGUUCCCUUUUUUUCUUUUUUUAAUCUUUUCCUCUUCCCCCCCCCCCCGCCUUUAUCUUUCUAUCUUCCUUUUUUUUUUUUUCCCUUUGAAUUUUUGUAGUUGGUUUUAUUCUGCGCGAUUUUUAUGUGAAUCGCGCCAGAGCAGAUAAUAUGUGACUUUGACCUGAAAGUUUAGUAGGAUUCUUUCCAGAAAAAAAACCUCCUCAUCUGGUAGUUUUAUACUGGGUCACUUGGAAGAGGAGAAAAGACGGGGAGGGAGGCGAGAGAGUGUGUGGGGGGCACUUUCAGAGCCGCAUUGUAAAUUAUUUAGGAGAAAAAGGGGCGGAAGAACCCCUGCCAACUUAUUCCUAACUUUUAGAGGAGAGGAAGAAUGGGAUUUUCUAGUUAAAAAACUACCUUAGUAGAGCUAUAAGGGAGGGGAAGGUUGUGUUCUUAGUGCUAGCAUAUUUAUAAUUUAUUGUGAAUUGACUUUUCCUAAAGCUGUUGCAGAGAUAAAGUGCCAACCCCAGCCUGUGUGUAUUUCUUCCCUCUCCUGUUUGCUGUGAUGCUUUUAAUACUUGAAUGUCGGUGGGGUUUUGUUGGGGUGGGGUUCUUUUUUUUUUUUUGUUGUUGUUGUUCCUUUGUAAUUUUUUUGGUUGAUUUUUUUCGCCUGAAACCAGCUCCCCGGCAUCUUUUCCCACUGCCACCCUCUUUCCUCCGGGGCCUUCCAUGGGGAAGGAGCCUCGUCCUGCGGGUGACACCGGGGGGGGAUGCGGCGACAUCUUCCUCACACUCCCCCCUCCAUCCUCAUCCUCAUCCCGAAGAAGAUUUUAGGGUAACAAAUCCAGACCUCGCUGGUCUCAUGUCAUGCCGGCCGGAGCUGAUUUCCCAUCUGACAGAUCCGCUGGAUCCAACCCGCCCGGGCGGGACUGGUUUCCCUUUAUCUCUAAUCCCUGCGCCGUGGCGUGCCAUGGGGACCCCAGCAACUUCUAUGGCUACGACCCCUUGCAAAGGCAGAGCCUCUUCAGCGCCCAGGAGUCGGACUUGGUGCAGUACACGGACUGCAAGCUUGCUGCCAGCGGCCUUGGAGAGGAGGCGGAGAGCUCGGAGCAGAGCCCUUCUCCGACCCAGCUUUUCCCUUGGAUGCGACCGCAAGCAGCCGCUGGACGGAGGAGGGGGAGGCAAACCUACAGCCGCUACCAGACCCUGGAACUGGAGAAGGAAUUUCUAUUUAAUCCCUACCUGACCCGCAAACGGAGGAUCGAGGUCUCGCAUGCCCUGGGAUUGACAGAAAGGCAGGUCAAAAUCUGGUUCCAGAACAGGAGGAUGAAAUGGAAAAAAGAAAACAACAAAGACAAGUUUCCCAGCAGCAAAUGCGAGCAGGAAGAACUGGAAAAACAGAAAAUGGAAAGAGCCCAGGAGGUGGACGAGGAAGGGGAAGCACAGAAGGCGGACAAGAAAUAAAAGGAUUUUUAAGGACUGAAAGGCAAGCGCUGCUGGGGUGGAAGAGCCCCUGAGCCCCACGUUAAUGGCAGUUUAGAGUAAGGGAGGGGUGGGGGGGAAAAAAAAACCCACACAACCAAC